CUGGAUUUUUGUAGCUGUUUUUUGCUCUGUCAUUUCCUCACCUACAUAAGACUGAGUGAAAGAUUGGUUCACCUCCAUAGCAGCAUGCACUCUAAAAGAAAAAGUAAACAGGAACAACCUGUCACUUUCUCAGUGGAAGUCAGGUCCAUCCUGAACAUGGUGGCAGAAAACAAAGGCCGUCCUCUUGAAACAGAAACAAGGGCAUCACAAAUCCUUGAAGAUAUGUGGAGAAGAGCAAAAAAAAAACAGAGGAGAGGUGGAGGAUUUCAUCUCAGAGACAGAAUCUGGGACAUGUAUGGCAUGUUUAGGAGUGCUGACACGUCCAAAUUCUCUGGUUCCAGGCUCCAGACUCAUUCCAUCUUACCAUCAGAUUCAGUACUAACUUCUGAUUUUGAUGAAAGCUGGUCAGACGAAAAAAACAGAUAUGAAUUCAGGACUCUUUACCUUCAUGCUGGACAGUUUAAGUGCAAAUUCUUGGACCUUGUGUUUGAUAUGAAAGAGGAAGGCAGAGUGAUGUACAAAAUAGUGUCCUGGGACAGGCGUGUCUUGGAAAGAUUAAGCCACAUGGAGCCUGCAGGACCUCUGUACAAUAUCGAGUGUCAUAAAGGUUCAAUCCAUCGCCUGCACCUUCCACACUGUGAGACCCGUACAGAUGUGGUCACAUUGUCUGUGGCUCAUGUGACUAAUGGAAAUGUGAAGAUCCUUCAGCCGUUAAAAGUAACACACACACAUGUCAUCAUAGAAGUUCAGAAUCUCUCAUGUUUUGGUCUCUUAAAAGCAUCGCUAUUAUCAGCAUAUCUCAUCAGAGCCCAAAUGAGACAUGAGAGCAUCAGAUACAUUCCAACAAAUUUCAAAUGUAAACUGACCCCUGGGAAAAAAUACAGACCGUACUGUAAAACUACUGACCAUGAAUAUGUUUCCCAACCAGAGGAUGAGACGUUUGAUCGUGCCCGUGACCCCAACUACCAUCCUACAUUUGAGGUGUUCCUUGACACUGAGGAUAAUAAAGUCACAUUAAGUCUUCUGUACAAAAAUAGCCGGGUGGUGUGGAAGCCUCGUGAUGUCAUGUUUACAGGUACACAGAGAGCUGCAACCAGUAAACAUUCACCUGGUGCUGACUUUGUGGAUAAAUAUAAAGCACAUGUCAUUCAGAGAGUUCCUUCAGUAAUGGAGAUAGUAGACUGUAUCAAAAGCAAGGAAUUUACUAAUGAAAUGUACAAUAAGAUCCGUGCAGAGAAAACACCACAAGACAAAAUGAGAGAAUUGUACAUAUAUCUCAACUCAGCAGGACGAGCUGCAAAAGCUGAAUUCUAUCAAAUUCUUCAAGAGAAACAUCUUGAAUUAGUGACGGAGCUGGAGUCAGGAUCUGGUCUGGAUUAGUGGACUUUUGACAGAGUAAAUAACAUGUAGACAGGGUUGUAGCCCCGAUUCUGGCCCCUACGCAAAGACAAUGUGUGGGGGCUUGGCCCCUUAGUUUCAGUGAAAUGAACUCUUAAUGCUUUAGCAUACCAAGACAUUUUGGACAAUUUCAUGCUCCCAACUUUGUGGGAACAGUUUCGGGAUAAAAAUAAAAAUUAUUCAGCAACAAAAUUGCAAUUACCUAUGAUAUUAUAAUGACAUGAAUAGCAAUAUAAACAAAGAAACAAAAAUAAAAAGAACCUAAGUUUAAUGAAUUCCUGUAUAAAAUUUCAAAGUUUGCUGGAAUAGGCACGCUUUUUGUUUCUUUUCCUCAACUCCCUCUCUUUUCUUUUUUGGUCUAGAUAUUGAGCACCUCGCGCCGGUCUCGAAUUGAAAAAACAGUACAAUAGACCACUCGUGUUUUUCCCCUUAGUCACAGCCCAUUAUCAUUUGGCAUCGUUCCUAAACAACUAAUCAAAUCAUCCUAAUUUGCAUGCAGGCAUAGACGUGUGGGUGUGCCGAAGCACAGCAAGGAUCAGAAUAUUGCGUGCACGUGCAUACACUGAAUAUACACACUGAAUUUCUCAACAAUAAUAAUAAUGUUUCAGGAUCUUCGAGGGCAGGGUGGUCAAGGCACCUCACAUGCCAUGGUCCUAUGUACUUAGUCACCCUUUACCUGUGGCCCAUAGCUAGUUGAAGCAAAACUGCAUGGUACAUGCACGAUCCACGCAUCGCAUCUUCUUCAGAUCUUUGAGGCUCUGGAAAAGAGAGAGGAUCAUCACUGUAGCUGUCGCAGUUAAAGGUAUUUUCUUGCUAAAUAUUCUGGCCAUUUUUUGAAAGAUUCCUUUUAUUUAUUAUAAAUGUUAUGUAAUAAUUGAACUCUUAUUUGAGUAUUGUAUAUUUCAUUUGCAUUAUUGUUGGCAAUAGUGACACCUGCAGGAGAAAAUAAGUAGUGCUAGAUGUAUCAGUCAUGUGAUUUUUACUAGCUGCGUCAUAAGAGGUUAAUGUCUCCUGAAUCCUGAUUGGAAAGCACACGGUAUGUUUAUCUUGUUUGUCAAUUAUUUAUAAUUUGAGGUACAACAUGUAUUGAUGUAAGUUUACUAAGUUUUGUGAUUAAUCGAACUACAUCAUGGCAGAUUGACUUCAUCAUUCAGCACAAAUUUGAUUGUAAUUUUUAUUUAUUUUCAGUUUUUUCACGGUGUCCAUUUGAUGAUUGAGAUGUUGACCAUCUUGGCAUUUGAAAAGAAUAAAUAUUGAAGGCAUCGAAGGCAUCAGUUGAAGCGUGGUUUUUUUAGUCAUGGAGAAAAAAUUCAGGAGCCGUGCCCACCCAGCAAUGAGAUGUCC
This is a messenger RNA of Hemibagrus wyckioides, 2742 nucleotides long. Its product is annotated as NACHT, LRR and PYD domains-containing protein 1b allele 3-like. Gene Ontology annotation, biological process: innate immune response; regulation of apoptotic process; inflammatory response. The record is from RefSeq and is a predicted model, not a curated record. Bases 85 to 1380 code for a protein of 431 amino acids. The transcript has 10 exons. NCBI's taxonomy places the organism in Eukaryota, Metazoa, Chordata, Actinopteri, Siluriformes, Bagridae.